Messenger RNA from Closterium sp. Yama58-4, 495 nucleotides. The record is from the annotation of a GenBank genome assembly. NCBI's taxonomy places the organism in Eukaryota, Viridiplantae, Streptophyta, Zygnematophyceae, Desmidiales, Closteriaceae.
AUGGAGAACACACCCAUGCGCCACACCUUCACGCUAGUCACAUUCACCCCAAACUUCGUGCUCGCAUUCGGUGUGCAUUCGGUGUGCAUUCGGGUGUGCAUUCGGUGUGCAUUCGGUGUGCAUUCGGUGUGCAUUCGGUGUGCAUUCGGUGUGCAUUCGGUGUGCAUUCGGUGUGCAUUCGGUGUGCAUUCGGUGUGCAUUCGGUGUGCAUUCGGUGUGCAUUCGGUGUGCAUUCGGUGUGCAUUCGGUGUGCAUUCGGUGUGCAUUCGGUGUGCAUUCGGUGUGCAUUCGGUGUGCAUUCGGUGUGCAUUCGGUGUGCAUUCGGUGUGCAUUCGGUGUGCAUUCGGUGUGCAUUCGGUGUGCAUUCGGUGUGCAUUCGGUGUGCAUUCGGUGUGCAUUCGGUGUGCAUUCGGUGUGCAUUCGGUGUGCAUUCGGUGUGCAUUCGGUGUGCAUUCGGUGUGCAUUCGGUGUGCAUUCGGUGUGCAUUCAGUGUGA